GCUGAUACGAGAACACUAUUGGGACGAUCAGUGACUUCAUUGGGAGAGCCUAUAUAGGACGUUAAUUCUACAAGUGUGACGAAGCAGUCUACGAAGCAAAACACGUGGUCGUAACUUAUGCGGCAGACAGGGUAUACACACCUGAAGUGUGUGUGACCAGUACGUGGCAGCUUUCCCUGAAGCACGAUGGAGUACGUGAGAAUUAAUUCCGAGGGAAAUCUAUAUGAGUGCAAAUUGUGUGAUGCUUCCUUCUCCUAUCUGAGUAGAGUAAAGUUACACAUGAGAACUCACUCGGGAGAGAAACCGUACAAGUGCGAUCUGUGUGAUGCUGCCUUCUCACAAUCGGGUCACCUGAAGUCACACAUGAGAACACACACUGGAGAGAAACCGUGUAAGCACAUGAGAACACACUCGGGAGAGAAACCGUAUAAGUGCGAUCUGUGUGAUGCUGCCUUCUCACAACCGGGUGCUGUGAAGUCACAUAUGAGAACACAUACGGGAGAGAAACCGUAUAAGUGCGAUCUGUGUGAUACUGCCUUCUCACAACCGGGUGCUGUGAAGUCACACAUGAGAACUCACACGGGAGAGAAACCGUAUAAGUGCGAUCUGUGUGAUGCUGCCUUCUCACAACCGGGUGCUGUGAAGUCACACAUGAGAACACACACGGGAGAGAAACCGUAUAAGUGCGAUCUGUGUGAUGCUGCCUUCUCACAACCGGAUGCUGUAAAGUCACACAUGAGAACACACACGGGAGAGAAACCGUAUAAGUGCGAACUGUGUGAUACUGCCUUCUCACAACCGGGGGCUGUGAAGUCACAUAUGAGAACACACACGGGAGAGAAACCGUAUAAGUGCGAACUGUGUGAUGCUACCUUUGCAUACUCUGGUAAUCUGAAGACACAC
This is a messenger RNA of Priapulus caudatus, 903 nucleotides long. Its product is annotated as zinc finger protein 782-like. Gene Ontology annotation, cellular component: transcription regulator complex; PcG protein complex. Gene Ontology annotation, molecular function: DNA-binding transcription factor activity, RNA polymerase II-specific; RNA polymerase II cis-regulatory region sequence-specific DNA binding. The annotation marks the transcript as partial. The transcript has 3 exons. Gene Ontology annotation, biological process: regulation of transcription by RNA polymerase II. The record is from RefSeq and is a predicted model, not a curated record. NCBI's taxonomy places the organism in Eukaryota, Metazoa, Priapulida, Priapulimorpha, Priapulimorphida, Priapulidae.